GAGCUCCUGGCCCACGCGGGCUCCUUCGGCCCGCCGCUCUCCGAGCAGCAGGCCCUGGACGCACUCGCAGGGCUGGACGACGACGGCGACGGCGGCGUCUCCUCCGACGAGCUCUUCGGCGCCCUCGAGGCCGGCAAGUUCUCCAAGGGCUCGAAGCCCGCGUCGAAGCCGCGCCCGAAGCAGGAGAAAGAUAAGACGAUGAAGACGGCGGAAGAUAGGAAGAAGAAGGCGACGGCUACCUCGACGACCUCAACCACCGCAGGCGUGACGACGGGCCCCGCGGCGGCCAGCGGCGUGGCCGUGUCGACGGGCAGGUGGUUCAGGGUGCAGCUGGAGCAGUGGGCUGGCUCCCUGCAGGCCGCGUGCGACGACAUGGACCUCGAGGAGGACCGGCAGCCGAGGUUCUCGGAGGGCAUGUCCUCGCUGAAGCCGCCCGUGAGCGCCCGGGACGCCGGAGCCGUCUUCUCGAGGCUGGACCUCGACGGCGACGGGCGGCUCGCGCCAGGAAAGAGUGCAACCCGGGCGGCGCCAACUUCGAAGCGGCGCUGGCGCCGAUAG
Prorocentrum cordatum is the source of this 558-nucleotide messenger RNA. The record is from the annotation of a GenBank genome assembly. NCBI's taxonomy places the organism in Eukaryota, Dinophyceae, Prorocentrales, Prorocentraceae.